Molecule: messenger RNA, 1286 nt
Organism: Bufo gargarizans (Asiatic toad)
Lineage: Eukaryota; Metazoa; Chordata; Amphibia; Anura; Bufonidae
Product: nmrA-like family domain-containing protein 1
Exons: 5
Coding region: 259-1158 (299 amino acids)
Source: RefSeq, a predicted model, not a curated record
GCACGUCGUGGGCGUCUGCAGUUUGUAGCUGUAUACCUGGUGCCUUAGUAAAUACUGGACGGAGGUUCUAAUUGGCUGGACCACUCUCAAAAAUGGCUGCACCCUUUGUAUACAGAACCUGGGGAUUAUUAAUUCAGCUGAGUCACAGGGAUCGACACUAAGGCAGUAGACGGCGGAGGAGACGACUCUCAAAACUUCUCUACAGACCCAUCUGUUUGCAGCAUUUUCACUACUGAUCCCCCCCGAAGCUAGCGCCCAAUGUCUGGGAAGAAGGUAGUCGUGGUCUUUGGAGCGACAGGAGCCCAGGGCGGAUCAGUUGCUGCAGCGCUCCUGGAAGAUGGCACCUUUGCCGUCAGAGCAGUGACUCGAGACAGCAGCAAACCGGCAUCUUUGAAGUUGAAGGAGGCCGGAGCGGAGGUCGUGUCCGCAGAUCUGGAUGAUGAGAAAAGCCUGGAGGUCGCACUGGGCGGAGCUUAUGGAGCGUUCGUGGUCACCAAUGCAUUUGAAGGCGCUAAAAAGGACAAAGAAGUCAUCCAGGGAAAACUGGUCGCAGAUCUGUGUAAACGCCUGAACCUGGAGCUGGUGAUCUACAGCGGACUAGAAAAUGUGAUGAAGAUUACUGGGGGGAAACUGGAUGUGCCUCACUUUGAUAGUAAAGGCGAGGUGGAGGAGUAUUUCCGACACAUUGACUGUCCCAUGACCAGUGUCCGUCUAGCCUUCUACUACGAGAACCUGCUGCAUGCCUUCAAACCAAAGAGGAGCCAAGACGGGAGAGUGUUUCUUUUAGGCCUCCCGAUGGGUGAUGUACCUCUGGACGGGAUAGCGGUGGCAGAUUUGGGUCCUGUAGUUGUCUCCAUUCUGAAAUCCCCAGCAUGCUACAAAGGAAAGAACAUCGGGCUCAGUGCAGGGAAGUUACUGGUGGAAGAAUAUGCCGAAAUAAUGUCCAAGAUUACCAAGAAGAUUGUCAAGGAUGCCAAGAUUCUCCCUGCUGAUUACGAGGCGCAGGGCGGGGCGCACAACAUGGCCAACAUGUUCCGAUUCUACAUGAUGAGACCUGACCGGGACGUGCAGCUCACCCGCAAACUGAACCCCAAAGUCAGGAGUUUCCAGCAGUGGAGUGAGGAAAACGAGGAGGCGUUCAGGAGUGGAUGCCAGUAAAGCCCUCACACCUUCACAGGAUUACUGCUACUUUAACCCUUUUAUAGAUUUGAUGUUUUAUUUUUUUUUUGCUAAUACUUUAAUUUCCCCUGUAUGGAUCACGUAAACAUUAAAGUUCUGGAAAUCUG